AUGGCUUUGGGAAGAGGCAGUGCAUUGGUUCUACUAGUCUGCUUUUUUGUUCUUAACUCUGAAUUCGCUCAUGCUGCUACCUUCACUGUUGGAGGUAACGGAGGUUGGACCUUUAACACUGUUGCCUGGCCUAACGGAAAACGCUUUAGAGCCGGAGACACACUAGUCUUCAACUAUAGUCCUGGAGCUCACAAUGUGGUGGCUGUGAACAAAGCAGCAUAUGACAACUGCAGCACACCAAGAGGAGCCAAAGUGUAUCGAUCAGGGAAGGAUCAGAUCAGGCUGGCUAGGGGACAAAACUAUUUCAUCUGCAAUUAUAAUGGUCACUGCCAGUCUGGGAUGAAAAUUGCCGUCAAUGCUGCCUAA
This is a messenger RNA of Lathyrus sativus (Indian pea), 366 nucleotides long. The record is from the annotation of a GenBank genome assembly. Lineage: Eukaryota; Viridiplantae; Streptophyta; Magnoliopsida; Fabales; Fabaceae.